Molecule: messenger RNA, 1389 nt
Organism: Phragmites australis (common reed)
Lineage: Eukaryota; Viridiplantae; Streptophyta; Magnoliopsida; Poales; Poaceae
Product: homeobox-leucine zipper protein HOX16-like
Exons: 2
Coding region: 467-1051 (194 amino acids)
Source: RefSeq, a predicted model, not a curated record
UGUUUUUACGGUUACGAACACUGUGUUUUACGGUUGCGAACAACAAUUCUACGGUUGCGGACAACAUUUUUUUACGAUCACGGGUUGAUCGGGGCACGGGAAGGACUGGUCGCUAAAUAACUAUUCUUAGUUAUUGUAACCGUUAUUCUUUGUUAUUGCAAUCGUUAUUCUUUGUUAUUGCAACCGUAAUACAUUACUUAUUGUAACCGUUAUUCUUUGUUAGCAUGCAACCGUUAUUCUUUGUUAUUGCAACCAUAAUGCAUUAGUUAUUGUAAUCGUAUAUAGAUUCAUUUUUUUACCGAUUAACGUUGUCAUAAACCGCAACCGUAAAAAACACAUAGACGCUUCCCGCACCGUAAAAUCUCGACCUCUGUGAAUUUAAAAACGAAACCACCCCCUCUUUCCUCGUAUUUCAUUCCAGUUUCCAUUCCACGUCUCUCUCCUACCCAACUCUCUCUCAUACCCUAUGCUCAGAUCUAGAUCUAGAUCGGCGGCGGCGGUGGGUGACGAUGGAUGCCGACGGCAGGGACUACUGCCGUGCCUCCGCUCGCAGGUGGUGUCGUUGACCGAGAAGCUGCAAGAGAAGGAGGCGGCAGAGGGCGGCGAUGGCGCGGCCGUUAACGCCACAGAGUUGCUGGCGGACGCGAAGGCCUCUCUGGCCGCCGACGCCGAUGAACAGCCGGCGGCGGACGCGGCGUUAGAGGCGCAGCAGGUGAAGUCCGAGGACAGGCUGAGCACGGGCAGCAGCGGGAGCGCGGUGGUUGAUGCGGACGCGCUGCUCCGCGCCGGUGGCUGUCUCGCUGCCGCCGUCGACAGCAGCGUGGAGUCGUACUUCCCCGGCAGCGACGACCAGUUCCACGACUACGCGAUGAGUCCCUUGGACCACGGCGCGAGGGAAUUCCAGUCGGGGGAGGACGACGGCGCUUGCAACGACGAGGGCUGCAGCUACUACGCCGACGACCCCGCCGCCGCUGCCGCCCUCUUCGCCAGCCAGGCCCACCACCACGUGGACGACGACAACGGCCAGAUCAGCUGGUGGAUGUGGAACUAGGCAUCCUGUCCUGCACCGCGCGCCAAAUCUUGUGUUGAAAAUCAUGCCUUUUCUUUCUGCAACGUUGCUGUAAUGGUGAAUCACUAGCUAUGAUCAUGAAGAAAGUGUAUGCAUGCAUAUUAGGGGUAAAAUUGGGUAAUUAAUAUCGUUAAUCCCAAUCAGUCUGGUGUAUGAGAAGAGAUCAAGAAGUUAGCGGCCUGGGGGAGAAAUAACGUGUGAUACAGGUGCUAAAACCUAAUUUACGGUUACGAAGACCAAGCAUUUUCCUUUUUACGGUUGAAGGAAUGCUAUUUUUACGGUUUGCAAUAUGUGAAAUUUACUAUAGUGGAAUGGAGGCA